Protopolystoma xenopodis is the source of this 1684-nucleotide messenger RNA. Lineage: Eukaryota; Metazoa; Platyhelminthes; Monogenea; Polystomatidea; Polystomatidae. The record is from the annotation of a GenBank genome assembly.
GCUGAAGAUCCUCCUGCAGACAGCCGUGAACACUUUGGAGGCCGAAAUUGCCGGCGAAGCGACGGAGCGGUCCGGGCUCCAGUUGUCCGGUGCCGCGGUCAGUCUGCUCCACACCGUCGGCAGCAUCCUCACCAGCAUGACGGGCGACGCGCUCGAUCUGAAGCCGGCCGGAGGACAACAGUUCGGCGGCCGCACGUUGCCGCCAGCCUGUCAUCCGAUCCUCUCCACUUCUUCCUUCACCUCCUCCUGCUCUGCUUCCUCCGUCUCCUCUGCCGCCUCCUCGAUCUCCUCCUCCGACGCCCAGCUACCGUUCCCUCAACCCUCGGCCGUGGCAACCGCCACCGCCACUCCCACCCUGCCGCUCUCUCUUGUCCUGCCGCAGGCAUCGGCACCUCCGCAGUCCGGCAUUCCGGUCUCCUCUCCGCCGGAUCCGGCCUUUUCGGGACUCGUCUCUGAGGUCUGGAUCUCGGCGGUAGCCGCGGCUGCGGCCUCACACGGCGGACUCGUCUUUCCGUCGUCUAGCAGCUUCACACACUCCGACCACACGGUCACCAUGACUACUGGGCCUCAGGGACCAGGCAACCUGGAGCCGGUGGUCAGCUCGGUGGGACCACUCGCAGGUCACUUCUUUCCGCCGAUUCCGGGCUUCGGGCAAUUCAGUGCCAGCAACCUGCUCUCCUUCUACGAGCAGGCGCUGCCGUCACACUGCAACACCGCCAGCGUCACCAACACCGCCGCCUCGGCAACAGGCAGCAUUCCGCUGCAGUCCCUGCAACCGCUCGGCAGUGGACUGCUCUCCACGCCACAGUCGGCCCACUGCCUGACGCCAGCCGUGAGCCGCCACCUCUCAGCCUAUUCCGCCAGCCCCGGCCUCUUUGCCGGUUGCCGCACUCCAACGCCGACAGCGACACCGACGCCAAUGGCAACACCGACGACGCCGACCACCAACGCCAGCAAUAGCGCCGCAACUACGCCAGCAACCAGCCACAUCGGCCACACCAGCUACACGUCCGCUCGCCUCUUCGCCCGACACAGCAGCCCGGCCGGCGGGCUGGUGGGCCAGGCGAGCUCCGUCGGCCGGCUGUCGAACGAACCAAUGGGCGUCGCCGCAAGACACCCCCUCGCCGGGUCCAUGGGCUCCGGGCCGUCGGGUAAGUCCCGCCUCAGCGCUCGCAACGCCCUUCCGGCGGCUCCGGCCGACUUCUCACCAGGUCCGGCCUCGUCGGCCGGCCUUUGCGCCCGGCUGGGGCUCGAGUCGGCUCUGGUGGGUGCGGGUGUGGGUGUGGGUGGCGGUGUGUCGGGCGAGGGCGUCAUCAUCUGCCCCGUGUGCCAGUUCGACGCCCGCUGGUUCAGCGAGCUGAGAGCUCACAUGGUCAACCACUCGGAGCAUCGGAUGUUCGGCUGUUGCUACUGCGUCUACCGAGCCAAAUGGAAGUGGGACGUGGCCAAGCACAUGCGACGGUGUCCACGAGCCCGACAUGUCGCUCAUCUGCAGAAUGAACUACUCCUGCGCAUCGUCAAAUACCACCCUCCUCCGGUGGGCGACAUUUUGCACAACUAUUUUCCUCAGGACGGCUUUCCCGGAGUCGACAUAGACAGGCCCAUAAGUCCUCCCACAGCGACACUAACACCGGAAUCAACAUCAGGCCCACCACCCGUCUUCACACCGUCCACACCAGUGCAG